AUGCAUGAAAAGAGCUUUGAAUCUACAGCGAUGAUUGAAUCAUUUCUUCGUCGAUCUUCAAAAGCCAACCGAUGGAUCAGACUAAUAUCAAAUGCUCCCGACAACGCACCUAAAGCUUCGGAAAACGAGUCUUGGCUUCGAAAACUGGGACAGCAGCAAAAUAGAAGAGACCCACAUUCAAGGCCUCAAAAUGCUCUGAUAGAUGAAGCUGUUAGUGACGCGAAAACUUUGUCGUCGGAAUAUGAUGUUGUAUCAACGCCGCCUGAUAGUCUUUACAUCCACAUCAAGUCACCACUAUCGCAAUUCACAACGAUAAGUCAUCUACAACCCAAGCACCAACGCCAUGCUCAAGCCAAAGAGUUCGUGGACGUGAGAAUUUUAAAAUGCCGUAGUGGCAGUGGUGGUAACGGAGCGGUCUCGUUUUUUAGAGACGCUGGCAGAUCAAUAGGACCCCCAGAUGGUGGUGAUGGUGGCGAUGGUGGUGGAGUAUAUGUACAAGCCGUAGAAGGUCUCAACAGUUUGGCUAAGCUGAAGACAAGCUACAUAGGCGCUGAUGGCGAAGCUGGUGCAGCAAAACAAUUGGAUGGUGCCCGUGGAAAAGACGUUUUGAUAUCGGUUCCGAUAGGAACAGUGGUAAAAUGGUGCAUGAAUCCUGCAUUGGUACGCAGCGCCAUAGGCACAUCUAAAGAAUCAGUUCAACUUCCACUCAGAAAAGUUCUUGAGCGGCAAAAAGUGAGCCUGCAAUGUACAGGACGAUUCGAAAUGGAUCAAAAACCCACUCACAUCCAGUUAUUUCGCGAUUCCUACAGUCCUGGUGAAGGAUGGCAUUUCAAGGCAAAAGACAAAGAAUACCACGAUAGCAAAGAUUGGUUUGAAGCACUGAAAGAAAAGGUCAAGGUUUAUGACUUUGAGACUACGCAGUCUGAAUUGAAAGCAGACCGCUUUGCGCUUCGAGGUCUAGACCUUGAUAAGCCAAGCGAAAAGCCCAUUUGUCUGCUCAAGGGCGGUAAGGGCGGUUUGGGAAAUAUGCAUUUUUUAACGAACAUUAUCAGAAAUCCUCGAUUUGCCAAAAUUGGCAGAAGCGGGCUAGAGCAGUAUUUCAUGUUUGAGCUCAAAAGCCUUGCAGACUUAGGCUUAGUCGGGUUACCGAAUGCGGGAAAAUCGACAAUUUUGAGCCGUAUCUCAAACGCGCGACCUAAAGUAGGCCAUUGGGAGUUUACAACAACACAUCCCAGCAUUGGAACAGUAUCUCUAGGAAUCGACGGGCUCAGCUUCACUGUGGCUGAUAUUCCGGGUAUCAUAAAAGGAGCUGCUCAAGACAAAGGCAUGGGGCUCGAGUUUCUUAGACAUAUUCAGCGAUCGAAGGGUUGGACGAUCGUGGUGAGCCUAGAGAAGCAAGACCCCCUUGCAGACCUAAACACACUACUGAAUGAGCUGGGGGGUGUGGAAGAAGUCACCAAGAAGAACGUGUUGGUAGUUUGUAAUAAGGCAGAUAUCGACCCAAGUGACCCCGCCAGCCAAAACAAGUUCUACAAAAUAGAAGAUUUCUGCAAAGCAUAUAAUUGGGAUGUUUUGCCCAUAAGUGCACUCAAUGGCGAUAAUAUCGAUCUUUUAGUGCGCAAGAUGGCCAUUUGUGCUGGUAAGCUAUAA
Lachancea nothofagi CBS 11611 is the source of this 1650-nucleotide messenger RNA. The record is from the annotation of a GenBank genome assembly. NCBI's taxonomy places the organism in Eukaryota, Fungi, Ascomycota, Saccharomycetes, Saccharomycetales, Saccharomycetaceae.